AUGCCACUGGACUCAUUCCCACCGGAAAUUAUCUCCAUCGUUGGAAACCAUAUAGCGUCGAUAAACGACCUUUUCAACUUCCUUCGAUCUAAUCGAUGCCUCUAUAAUGUCCUUAUCAAUAGCCUUUAUCGCAGGAAUGCCAAAGCUGAUGGUGGAUCUGCUCUUGUGUGGUAUGCAAGCCAAGGGAGCGAGGCUGGAAUUCGGAGCAUGCUGGUCGCUGGUGGGAAUAUCAAUAUUCGAGAACCAAAGCAGGCCCAAUCCACAGCUCUGAUGGAGGCUGUACGUCACAAUCAUACCGCUAUUGUGAAAGUUCUCCUGGAGAAUGGAGCUUUGCCUGAUGCAGCGGACCUUCACUCCAGAAGACCAUUAACUUUAUCGACAAGUGCACGCAGUGAGGUGGCUAUUACCAAGUUGCUUCUGGAUCAUGGUGCUAAUAUCAACCUUGUUGCAUUUGAUAAACGGGCACCACUGGUGGAAGCUAUACGGUCUAACCAGGAUGCCAAGGUGAAAUUGCUUUUGGACCGUGGAGCCGACAUUCAUAUCACCCACAGUCGAGAUGCAAUGAGCCCGUUGCACGUUGCGGCCGCAAGAAACGCCAAACCCGCAAUCAUCAAGGUGCUUAUGGCCGUGGAAGGUCCCCCCUUCAAGUAG
Penicillium brasilianum is the source of this 651-nucleotide messenger RNA. Lineage: Eukaryota; Fungi; Ascomycota; Eurotiomycetes; Eurotiales; Aspergillaceae. The record is from the annotation of a GenBank genome assembly.